AUGUCGGCCGAAGAUGAUUCCUCUGAUCUCUCCUCUUUGUCUUCACUAUCGCCCGCGCCUUCUGAUAUCGAGCUAGAGGAACCGGUCAAAGAGCCCGUUGCCAAAUCCAAAAAGGGUAUUCAGAAAUACUUCUCCAAGGUUAAAGAGCAACCGCCUAAGGAGGCUUCGCCGCCGCCUCGAAAGCGAUCACCUUCACCACCCCACGAAUAUGUGUUGGCAGAUAACCCUGACAUUGCAUUCAUUGUAAUGUUCAGAAGCCGCUUCAGCGAUGCAUUCCCGAAAUCACUUGCCCACUUCGGUCCCCAAGAAAUCGAGCGCGAUGUUGUCGAACCUAUACCUGGUGAUCGAGCCGAACAUUUCCUCUGCGCGUUGCUGGGGUUACUAUUGAAUCGCAAACAAGACGUCAAGCCUGGCCAUUAUGGUCGUGCUUUGGAAGAUGCUAUCAGCUCGCACAAGAACCAAUGGGCGCCUGCCUGGAAGGACAAGAGCCCAUUGUCUGGCGGCGCAACUUUCACGUCAAUGGACCCUACACAACGACUCACGCUCCUGCGAUACCUUGUCCUCUGGACACUUUCGUCGUCCGAAAGCGUCAAAGGUCUCAUCAACCAAUCCUACAAGCAGAACCGACACGAAGACGACAUGAACCAGCCCCGGUCGAUACAGCCAUGGGGAUCCGACGGCGACAAGCGUCGUUACUUUCUUAUUGAAGGGCAGGACGACACAGCUUUCCGUGUCUAUCGAGAAAGCAACCCUGCUGGGACGAAUCGAACAUGGUAUAGCGUGGCUGGCACGAUCGAGGAGCUUAGAGCUCUUGCUGAGAAACUGGAAACCAAAGAUGGUGGACCAAAGGCCAAAAAACUAGCUCAGAAGAUGUACACUGCCAUUCCUCGAUUUGAAGCUGGCGAAGAGAAACGUAAGCGUCGUGAUUAUCGGCAGAUGCGCAAGGAACAGUUUAAACGGCCUGAGCCUGGAUUCUCGCUAUACGAAGGUCGUACUAGGGGUAAAAAGAUGAAGUAUACGUAUUCUGACGAUGAAGAUGUCUUCACAACCGACUCGACCACUCGUCGAUCUACUCGAAACACCGGAACUCAUACUCCCGUCGAAACCGGCCCUCUCACUACCGCCAGCGGCCGACAGAUCAAGGCGCCAACUCGCCUCAACCCCACGACCGGAAGUAGUGCCCCUGGUAGUGUGCAAGGAGACACAUCCGAAGUGGAGAAAGAUACGUCUGUUGGUCCAACUGGACGACCUCGACGAUCAGCGGCAGUGAACCACGGUAAAAGUGGUUGGGCCGAACCCAGGAAGACUUCUCGACGUAACGCCAGUGACGACUCUGACGAAGAAAGUGAGGCCGAAUUUGGGGAUGAUGAAGAAGAUGUCGACGAACACGUAUCUGGGGAAUCAGAAGAUGAGGAUGAGCUUGAUGAGGAUGAAGUCAUGGCGGAUGAUGACCUAGAAGAGCACAACCAAAGCUUGGUUGUGAAGCUCUCAGUCACACCACCCAAAUUGCGGAACGUCCUCGAGUGCAACGCACAGACUGGGAACAAACUACCAACGCCAAGCUCUGAUAAAGCGGCGGAAGAGUCUCGACCUUCGGGGGAGACGGUUGAGAUGGAGGAUGCGCUGGCAGCUACUCCUAGCAAGGAAUCUCAGCCUACAACCCAGCAGUCUCCCAACCCAGAUCCCGACUUGGCUGAACGCCAGAAUUCGACACCGGGAACCAUUCAUGCGACAUCUUUGGCUUUUAGAGGGAGUCCAGAAAAGACACAAACGUAG
Messenger RNA from Fusarium venenatum, 1776 nucleotides. RefSeq lists its product as uncharacterized. The record is from RefSeq and is a predicted model, not a curated record. Lineage: Eukaryota; Fungi; Ascomycota; Sordariomycetes; Hypocreales; Nectriaceae.